AUGUCAAAUCUAUUUGAAAAUUUAUCACAUAUUAUAUUAUCAAGAAUCAUAGGAAAUCUAUCAGAUAUCGUCGAUAGAAUAUGCUUUAGUUUAGUUUGCAGAAGAUUCUAUUAUGAAAGACAUGCAUAUCUAAACUUUUUAGAAACUGUUCAAGAUAACAUCAGAAAUAAGCUUACUCUUUCAAGUUCUUUUUAUUUCAAUUCCUAUAGAGAUAUUUAUGAUAGACUCGUCGAGAAAAACAAACAUAAACAUUACUCUCAGUUGUUAAUCCUAAACAAUGAUCAGCCGAUGCUAGAUCAAUUUCAUAAAAUAUAUAUUGUUUAUCAACAUUGCAAAGAAAUUAUCAUUCUUGGCGAAUCUUUUAAUCAUCUGAGACUUACCAGUAACUUUAAAGAAAAGUUGGCUCACUCCAAUGUACACACUUUGGCAUUCUCCGAAUUUGUUGAUGUAGCAUUCGACCAAUUUCCAAGCAAUCUAAAGGUGAUGGAAAUAGAAUCUACCUACCUACCAUACCUUCCAUCAUCUUUAGAAAGUCUGACAGUGAGACAUAAAUCAAUGGACCCGAUCACUUUAGAUUUCGAUAUAUUCCAUUCACUCUCUGAAUUAAGAUUCCGAGUUACUGACCAGAGAAAUCCUAUAGUUGCAAUCAAGUCGUUUCCACCCAACCUAAAGACACUAUACAUUCACUACUUUUCAGCGAAUAUUAUCGGUGACCAACAACCCGCAUCCUUACCAUUAUCAAUACAAACCAUUGAGAUCAAUUCAACGGCAUGGAUUAAUCUAAAAUCUACAAUGAAUUUGAAAGAUUACCAGAAUCUAAAGAAAAUGGUUAUUACUUUGGAGUUGGGUGAUCAAUACUUGGACAUCCCAGAAACUGUGGAGGAUCUAGCAUUUAACUGUAGUUUCUAUUUCACUUUACAGAAGAGCAUCCUACCAACAGGAAUUAAGAGAUUUAAAAUCAACAACUCUAAAAUACAUUUCACAGCAGACGUAUUUGCAGACUUUAGUAGCUUGGAAUCUAUCGAUCUUCGAGAAACAACCGCGAAAACCAAAUAUCCUAUCGGACAGUUACCUGGCAAUCUUCAAUUUUUCAGACCACCAAACAAUCAUGAAAAGCCAUUACCUGAUGAUUUCUAUUCUCUACCAGUUGGCGACUUGUUAAAAGACCUUCAACUCUUGUCUGUUAGUCAGGUAAUCCCAGAAUCCGUCAAACAUCUAACUUUUAGUGAUCAGAUGUACGGUCAAACAAUACCAGUUGGAUUGAUACAACAAGGUGUAGAAACAAUUGAUUUCUCUGGAUACCUUGAUACUGUUCCAGAAGGUGCAAUUCCACCCUCAGUAAAAUCAAUAACAGUUGUGUCUGAAUUCCUUUACAACAACCCAUUGGAUACACUACCAGCAACCAUAUCCAAUAUCCAGUUAAUAUCGAUGCAAAAUUUUAACUUUAGAAGAUAUAAUGAAUCCUUUAUUUUGACCACUGAUGAUCAUAUUAUAAAAGGUGGUAUUUUACCUUCCGCCUUCAUACACGACAUUCUUUUAGAAUUUCAAGACGACGAUUUUGAUUUUUCAUAA
Messenger RNA from Heterostelium album PN500, 1572 nucleotides. RefSeq lists its product as uncharacterized. The record is from RefSeq and is a predicted model, not a curated record. NCBI's taxonomy places the organism in Eukaryota, Evosea, Eumycetozoa, Acytosteliales, Acytosteliaceae. Bases 1 to 1572 code for a protein of 523 amino acids. The transcript is spliced from 2 exons.